Molecule: messenger RNA, 812 nt
Organism: Haliotis rufescens (red abalone)
Lineage: Eukaryota; Metazoa; Mollusca; Gastropoda; Lepetellida; Haliotidae
Product: serine-enriched protein-like
Exons: 4
Coding region: 33-500 (155 amino acids)
Molecular function (GO): protein binding
Source: RefSeq, a predicted model, not a curated record
GUCUGCACGAUAGCCUCGCUCUCAUUCUUGAUAUGCCAGAGAUGUGUGACGUCACAUUCCUGGUCGGGAGGAGGCAGGUUCCUAUCUAUGGUGUCAAGGCUAUUCUGGCUACGAGAAGCAGAUGCUUGUACCAACUAAUUCUUCACCACCAAAGGAAGGCGGAGGCGGAAUCAUCCAACAAAAAGUCAAAGAAGGCAAAACAUUCACCCCUCCCCCAGAAGCUGGUGAUCAACGUGCAGGACUACUCAGCGGAGGAUUUCAGGACGUUCAUCACAUUCGUACACUCGGGAAAGGUCAAGGUUGACGUCAGCAACGUAAUUGGUCUCCUCUGUGCUUCUGUCGAAUAUGGAUUCUCCGACCUUCAAGCCGCAUGCACAAAGUUCAUCCAGAGAUCCCAGGAGCAAGGUCAAGGCAAAUACGUUCUUGAUUCAGCGUGGAACUACCAACACAAGAAGGCGGCUCAGAAACUUAUUUGCAAGCUCUCAAGUGUCUCCAGAUGAAUAUGUCCAACUACCCAUAGCUAAUUGACGUCUCCUCACCAUCAACAAGGGACUUCGUUCUUCCAGGGAAGAUAGACGUUGUACGAGAGCAAGGAUGGAUAUACCCUUUCAGAAAAGGGAUCAAUAUAGUGCUGAACUUAAAGAAUAUGUGAUACCUCGAUCGAAAGACGGGGACAGUGUGCUGCUAGUCAUUUGUAACCUCGAGUAUAUACACAUGCAUGACACAAGCUUGAUGACUGCUUCAACCAUGGCUUCAGCCAUUAACGAAGCAAUGUCAGAAGUGUAUUACAUGUCAACAUCACUGGAGUUACU